Molecule: messenger RNA, 8451 nt
Organism: Ooceraea biroi (clonal raider ant)
Lineage: Eukaryota; Metazoa; Arthropoda; Insecta; Hymenoptera; Formicidae
Gene: msn
Product: serine/threonine-protein kinase msn
Biological process (GO): protein phosphorylation
Cellular component (GO): cytosol
Molecular function (GO): protein kinase activity; ATP binding
Source: RefSeq, a predicted model, not a curated record
UAAUAAGUGAUGCGAAUUUUUCUGUCGCACUGCCGCGUCGCCAUAUUGGUUUAGCCCAGCGGCUGACGUCAGCGUGCGCGUAGCGGUACGUAAUCGCGUGAACAACAAAGACGGAUAAACGAAGACGGCGGACGGCGUGCUGGAAGUGCGCAAGCUUCAGAGAGAGCGAGAGAGAGAAAGGGUAAAAGAGGCGUGCGCGAUCCGCGGCCGUGGCGGUGCACGGCGGUGCGGUGCAGUUGUCGACGAGUGCGAAAGACAGGACGUAGCGUGUGGGCUUGGUUCGGUUCGGCUCGGCUUGUCUCGCCUGGGUUCCGAUUCGCCCGCAUCCGUUAUGACGGCAUAGUGAUCCGAGGCAGCGCUAGGCGCUCCGCGUCUCUCCGGCUCGCAUAGUCUCUCUUCUCUCGGGGCAGAGGAGGGAGCGUGUACAUAGCGCGUCUCCAUCGUUGAACUUGGUGCACCCGCCGUGUGCGUGCGAGAAAAGAGAGAAGAAAAGAAGAGGAAAAAAACGAACAGAGAACCCCGAAGGAAGACGCAACGCGCGAUGGAGGCGCGACGCUGUCCGGUUUGACCGCUAGACGGCCUCCGGUGCAUCUCGCUCUCGGGUAGAGUCGGCAGUCUCCUUAGGUGUGUUCGCCGCGCGCCAUGUGCCGCUCCGUCACCGCUCCGCGUGUGUCUCCUCCCUGCGGAUCACCGUCGCGCGUAUUGUUAUCGUCGUCGUUGUCACUGCGGUUCGAUAAAAGUGCUCGGCGUAGCCACGCAUUGUAGUUUCGCGUGAUCAUACACCCGUAAGCUGUGUGCUUGAUUCGUCGGUGCUACUUUGACGUACCCCCUCCCCCCUCCUACCCCCGUGUUCCCGAUGUGUUGGUGCGAUCAGUGAACCAAGUUGCGCACUUUUCCCUUUCUCCACCCUUGUAUUUUCGUCCGGUUCGCGAGCCGUGAGAGAAGAUAGUGCAGGGCAAGAGAGGAAAGGAGGAGAGAGAGGAGGCAGCAGCUCGAGGGAAAAAGAGCAAGAACGCGAGGGGAGCUAGACUCGGCGAACUCGGUGUCGGUGAGCUCGAGCGAGCGAGCGAGUUAGCCAGCGAGCGAGAGAGUGAGACAACGCGAGGGAGCGCGAGUGGCGUAUCAAGAUGGCGCAUAAUUUGGCACCGAGCGUCAACUGCUCGCUCGACGACAUUGACCUGAACGCUCUGAAGGAGCCUGCUGGAAUCUUCGAGCUGAUAGAGGUGGUCGGCAAUGGAACAUAUGGCCAGGUUUACAAAGGUCGGCACACCAAGACCGGUCAGCUGGCGGCCAUCAAGGUCAUGGACGUCACGGAGGACGAGGAGGAAGAAAUUAAGUUGGAAAUAAAUGUACUGAAGCGGUACUCGAAUCAUAGAAAUAUAGCUACGUAUUACGGUGCCUUCGUGAAGAAGUCAUCACCCGGCAAAGACGAUCAAUUAUGGUUGGUCAUGGAAUACUGCGGAGCCGGUUCCGUCACGGACCUCGUCAAGUCGACCAAGGGCCAGAGCCUGAAAGAAGAAUGGAUAGCCUAUAUCUCGCGAGAGAUACUGAGGGGGCUUAGUUAUCUUCACAGCAAUAAAGUUAUCCACAGGGACAUUAAGGGGCAAAAUGUCCUGCUGACUGAUAACGCCGAAGUCAAGCUCGUCGAUUUCGGCGUUAGCGCACAAUUGGACAGAACGAUAGGUAGAAGAAAUACGUUCAUCGGCACACCUUACUGGAUGGCACCAGAAGUUAUUGCUUGCGACGAGAAUCCAGACGCCACUUACGACAAUAGAAGCGACCUUUGGUCGCUUGGAAUUACCGCUUUAGAAAUGGCUGAAUCACAACCUCCGCUCUGCGAUCUGCAUCCUAUGAGAGCUUUGUUCCUGAUCCCUCGUAAUCCACCACCGCGGCUCAAGUCGAAGAAGUGGGCGAAAAAGUUUCAUGGUUUUAUUGAGACGGUGUUGGUAAAGGAUUACCAUCAAAGGCCCUACACAGAACAGCUCCUGAAACAUCCGUUCAUACGGGACCAACCUACGGAAAGACAAGUUCGAAUACAGCUUAAAGACCACAUCGAUCGCUGUAAAAAACGUAAACAGGAGAAAGAACGAGACGACUACCGCUACAGCGGUAGCGAGAAUGAAGAGGACGAACCAGCGUUGGCGGGUGAGCCAUCGUCCAUAGUGCAGGCGCCUGGAGGCGAUACAUUGCGUCGUAAUUUCCAACAAAUUCAGGAAGGCAGGACUUUGACGCAGGACGUACCGCCUCAAGCACCUGCGAAAGAGAAACCAGGAAGCAGAUCUCAGAGGGAGGUGCCGGAACCCGGACCACCCGCGAGACCCGCUAUACCGCACAGACUUAUAGUGGUACCAGAUCCACAGCCACCGUCUCGCCCGUUGCCGCCGACCCCCAGGGACGAUCCCCGACAGCCGCAUAAAGUUUCCACGCCGCCUUCUAAUCAUCAAGCGCCCGCUGGUGGAGGCAGCGGAGGAUCCGGAGGACAGCCCGCGCCUCAAAGGAACAGCGUUUUCAAGCCUAUGCUGCCGCCGAAGAAGCCAGAGGACAUGGAGAUACUGGCUGCUCAACUCAUCGAGCUUGGUGUGUCACAGGGCCCCGAGGCCCCGCCAAGGCCAAACAGGCAGCAUAAGGGCCCUGCAGCCUCGUCUACAUCGAAUUCGGUGCAGCCAGCAGGUGGUAACGAUCAGAACAACAAACAGAUGCCUCAAUCUUCCAGUAUUCUCGAUCAAGCUCUAUCAAUCGAGAGCGACAGCGAUGAUGAUCUCGAAGAUGCUGGAGGGAACAACUUGAGAAACGAUGGUACUCUGCUUGCCAGCGAUCCGCCCAAGCCGCUUCCCGAAUUUUCUCCUUUCAGACCGUCAUCGGAUUCAUCAUCGUCGUCCUCGCACAACGCUCAAAACUCCCACCACGAAGACAAGCCGAAAGGAGGAGCACCGAAUCGCCCGCUCCCGCCAACCCCCGAUGAGGAAGAGUCGGGUGAUCGUACGCUAGUCAUGAAACGAAAACUUAGUCAGAUGUCAGACGAUCGUGCAACGGCUAACGCCAACCGGCGUUCAGAGAUAGACGAGCAGCUCCUUCUGAAGGAGUGGGAUUUCACCCGCUUCUUUCAGGGUUUUAACGAAAAGUUGGAUAAAAUGAAACAGGAGCAUCAGCAAGAGGCGGUCGGUCAGCCGAGCAAGUCUGGAUCUAACGACGAACGCUCGUCCUCGUCUAGCGAGAGAACGCUCAAGAGACAGGAACAGUUAGCCCGAAGGAAACAUGAGCAACAGCAACACCAUCAUCAUCAAAAGCAACAGCAACAGUUGAAGCCAGUGCACAGGCGGCAAGAGAGCGAUUCGAAGCUGGGCAACGCGUCAAGCGCGUUCGCGCGCGCCUUCCGCCGUGAGAAUUCCGACUUUUUCCCAUCCGCGAGGCACUCGGCGUACCUGCAGAAGUCGUCGGACUCGUCGAGGUCUAGCAUAUUUGCUAGCGGCAAUCGACGCGGCAGUGAGAUAAGCGUCGCCGGAAUUGUUGGUAAGAAGGGCGGCGGCCUCAGUUCCGGAGAGCCUGUACUGACGGACUUCUCGUUGAGCCGUGAGGGCCCGCAGAGGCCCAGGCGAGAAAAGACCGAGAGCGAGAUCGUCUUCGGUAGUAGGCACGAGGCGAGGAGGUACGAUUUCGGACGCGAUAAAGACGAGAUUGCAAGAAGACGCAGUUGUAGACCCUCGGAUGCUACGGCCGCUGCCGUAAUCGACGAUGCGGGAACGAUUAAGUCCACGGCCAGUACGACGGCCAGCGAGUACAGCCCCAUUGUCACCCAGAAUCGCGAAGGUGGCGAUCGUUCAAGAAGCGGAGGCGGAGGUGAUUUCCAGAGAUCCGACUCGUCCCCAGGUUCGCGGCCCAGCUCGGUGCUACCGGAUCUCCUAACUUCUUCACCGGGUCAACGACAAGACAAGUCUACUAGUGAGGAGUAUCGACAAGCAGUAAAAUCGCCUCCUCCAUUUGCGCUUCAACAGAAGCAGCGAUCCUUCCUGACUUUUGGAUUUGGUGCCGGUCCCGCGAGGAGAGAGUCACACGUUAACGUCAACGUUACUCCUACCAGCCACGAUUUGGCGUCGGACACGCCUGAGAUACGUAAAUACAAGAAGCGUUUCAACAGUGAGAUCCUCUGUGCCGCGUUAUGGGGAGUGAAUCUGUUAAUCGGAACCGAGAACGGCCUGAUGCUGUUAGACAGAAGUGGUCAGGGCAAGGUUUACCAGUUAAUCAACAGAAGACGUUUCCAACAGAUGGAAGUCCUCGAGGGACAGAAUAUCUUGGUUACGAUCAGCGGUAAGAAGAACAGAGUACGCGUCUACUAUCUCUCCUGGUUGAAGAGCAAGAUUCUGCGAACGGAUGGUCACAGCGACCAAGUGGAGCGACGUAACGGUUGGAUUAACGUGGGCGAUCUGCAAGGUGCAGUGCAUUUCAAAAUAGUGAAGUACGAGAGGAUAAAGUUCCUCGUGAUCGCGCUCAAGGAUUCCAUAGAGAUUUAUGCCUGGGCGCCAAAGCCGUAUCACAAGUUUAUGGCUUUCAAAUCUUUCGGCGAACUGGCGCACAGACCGCUACUGGUGGAUCUCACGAUCGAGGAAGGCUCAAGGCUAAAGGUCAUCUACGGUAGCGCGGACGGCUUUCACGCGGUUGACUUGGACUCCGCCACGGUUUAUGAUAUAUAUUUACCGAAACACACUCAGGGCCCCAUUUGCCCGCACUGUAUAGUAGCGUUGCCCAACAGUAACGGCAUGCAGUUGCUAUUGUGCUACGACAAUGAGGGCGUAUACGUAAAUACUUAUGGCCGGGUAUCGAAGACAAUGGUUCUUCAAUGGGGCGAGAUGCCUACGAGCGUCGCGUACAUCGGUACAGGACAGAUUAUGGGCUGGGGUAACAAGGCGAUAGAAAUCAGAAGUGUGGAGAGUGGUCAUCUCGACGGUGUCUUCAUGCACAAGAAGGCUCAACGGCUCAAGUUCCUCUGUGAACGUAACGAUAAGGUAUUCUUCUCGUCGGCGAAAGGUGGUAGUUCGUGCCAGAUUUACUUCAUGACUCUGAACAAACCGGGCAUGGCCAACUGGUGAUCCCGAAUGAGGCCGAAUCUGGCCCCACGUUUACCCACGCGAUUACUCCCGCCGCACAAUGCUCCUCCACGUGUCCCGGGAUAUACAGCGUCCGCGCGCACACUCGCCCGCCCUUCACUACCAGGACCUAGCGCCUUGGAGACCAGGAAGUGCGUGCACCGCCAGCAUUCUUAUCAACAUCAGCAACUGCAGCCGCAGCAGCAGCAGCAGCAUCACCAUCAUCAGCAACGUCAGCGUCACUAUCGUCACUAUCCUCAUCAUUAUCCGCGUAAUCUCGCGUAUAACUAUGUUUACGAGGAGGACGAGGAGUACGACGACAGAUUCCAACGAUACUCGCAGCUGCCACUGCGAGGCGCACCGGGGACUCUAACGUUCGUGAAUCUCCUCAUCAAGAGAUUCCUUUGUUUUCUCACUUGCUCGCCCUGCGGACUGCGCAGCGCGGCCUAACGUGCGGAAACGCGCAAGUGAAUCUCAUCAAGAGUGCGCACGACGAAUUAUUGCACGCUGGUAAAUCGUAUUAAAAGUAUUCUAUGUAUUUUCCCUUUACACAUUUUCCCCCCUCUCUUUUUUUUAAUACAAAUUUAUCGCUUUAAUUACUAUGAUAAGUCUGUAUUCGUUACGCGUUGGCAUGUACACGUAAAAAAAACACACCUUUUUAAUUCCCGGAAGAACCUUAAUGUUAAAAUAGAACAAAGUGUAUUUUGCUGUGUCUGAUAAAUAGUUAAUACUUAAGAGUGUUUUAUACGGAGAAAUGAUUUAGAAUAACAUGAAAUAAAGCAUAAACUUCAUUUGUGCUGAUCUUUCUAAAAUCAGUGACGAGAGAGAGAGGUAGCCGUAAGAACAACGCUAACGAAUUACCAGUGACGCACAGCCGAUCGAUUGUACCGUGCAACUAUUUUCAGUAUAAGGAUACUCGUGCAAUAUCGGUGAAUUGGUAAUUUGUACAAAAAAAAGGAAAAAAGAAAGAAAAAAAAGGAGAGCGAGACGUCAUUCUAAGAGACUUUCCUUCGUUCAGAUCGAUACAAGGAAACGCUCCGACGGAUAAUGAAUAAUUGUGUGAGUGUCGUAUCGGAGAUUCUCGAGAAAUAAAAAGAGUGAACAGCUUGUAUGAUGUUCGUAAUCGACUCUUCUUCAUCGAGAUUCGUUAAUUUCUCAGCGAGAGGUUCCGGCGCGGUCUUGAUCCGCUACAAGGCGAGUAGCGAAACUUACUGUUUUUCCAGUAAGAGCGUACGCACAUACACGUACACACGCACGCACGCAGGCAGGCACGCAUGCAUUACGACGGGCUGGCGACAUGGGGACCGUGACCGAGAUGACGUCGACAUAUACGACGCGAUAUCAUGAUAAAAUUUAGCAUUAAGCGAGAGUAAUUACUAACGUUAAUUGAUUUGUAUAGUAUAGCAACUGGGAAAGAGGAGGAAAGGGUUCUUUUGUGCUCGUGCGGGCAACGCGCGCGGUGACGAUGUGACGUCGACAGCGCGACGCGAUAGGUAGGAAUCGGGCGAAUAAGAGUCGCAUUUUUACAAAUAAUAGAUUAAUUGUACCGUAGGGAUUUCGCGUGACGACGAGACGUGAAUAGCCAAGUUUCUUUCCUCCACGGUUCAUCUUCAGGUCCGACGUGUAAAACUCUUUUUACGUUUGAUACGCGCCCGGUCCCGCGCAUUCGUACGAUUCUCUCGUCGCGACGAACAACGUCGCGACGAACAAUGCGGGUAAACGUAGUCUUCGGCUUUUGUAAGAAAUUUCUAACUUUAGCGAGACAUGCACUAAGAGAGCAUCCUGCCCUCCCGUCUUCCUGCUCGUUCCUCGAUCGCGCACCGCCGCUCCCGCUUCUCGGGCCGGUUAUUAACGGUCUGAUCACGUAAUCUGAAAGAUUAUUCCGCGCUUCAAAGGGGAGAAUCCUUCGGUAAUCACACCGCGAGUUUAUUGAUGUUAGAUUAUCCGGCAGUCGCUUUUAAGCAGGCUUAACGGUGUUAAUAACCGGAAUGAAUUUCGAGGUUGGUCUUCACCGUUCACGGUGCCGGCCAGGCAUCGGAAUUAUCGAACGUAUACGUAAUGUUGCAGGGAUCUCGUUGAUAUGGCGAGUCAGACGCGAUUAUGAUAGAAAUUUCCAGCGGAAAUAUUCGGUUCAUGCGGCGCGCAAAUAUGACUCGCGAAGAAACAAGCAUGACGAUCAAGUUAAACGCGAUUAAACGCGAUUACUUGUACAAUUGCGAGGAUCGAUGGUUUUUCGUACGAGAAACAAAAUUGACGUUUUAGUGAGAAUAGCGAGAUUUACGAUAAGCGACUAUAUCCCGGCGCGUCUUUCUUUCUCGCCCGGCGCAAGCAGCUCGCGACGCGUCUUCGCUCAUGAUGCGCUUCGGAGCGAGUGAGACCAAAGAGAUCGAUCUUUGAUCAAGAUUGCGAAUGCGACGGUGAUCCCAUCGCGAUCGAGCCAAGUCGAGCCACGAGCGAGCGAUUGUACGCUCAUCUAUUUAUUCGUAAAUAAAUUAAAUAAGUAUCUGACGUGUCACGCGAUGCACGUGGAGGUGCAUUUCUCUUCAAUCGGGAGUAACUUGAUGCGUAAUGGGGUCGCGAAAGAGCGUCACGUAAGUUGCGGAGGUAGCUGAAUCAGGGGGCAUCACGUAGAUUACGCUCGCGGCAAAAACAUUUUUUAUAUCAUUAACGAGAGGGCGGACGUAGGAAGGGACGGUGCUCCGCGUAGUGCAACGAAAGACUGCUUUUUAAACGGAGGAAGCAUUUAAUCGCGCGACGACAGAACGAGUGGGACAUACCGAACGAGAGAGAGGCGAAAGGGAGAGUGCAAGUGGAGAGAACGAAUGAGUGAGCGAGAAAGAAGAAUGAAUGAGUCUUUGAUCUUUGGCCGUACUUUGGGCGGCUAAGUGCGAUUGGCAGGAAUUUGGAUAAUAUUAUGAUAGUAAUAUUACAUUACAUUAAUUACCAUACACACGUACACACACAUACACACGCUAGACCUGCGGAACUAAUUUUAUACGGAAACUUCUCAUUUUCCAUUCAUCCUUUCCUUUAUCCGGCGUCUCCUCUGAGCCGUUUCAAUAAUCCUAAUUUUCUCAUGGCGUUCCUCAGUUCCUCCUUGUCCUUUCUUUCAAUGUGUUGUCUCCCAAAGAUGAUGGUAGCGAUGAUUUUUUACGACGUAGGGAUCAUUGUCGCCGCUGCAACUUAUCUCCGAUUGUAUAUUAUUAUUAUUAUUAUUACUAUUACUACUGCGAUUAUUCAUUAUUCCUACUCUUACUCCACGAACGUCACGAUUGUUACACGCGAUGUACUAUGAUUACGACGAUUAUUAUUUUUCUUAUUGCUAUCCAAUACUAUCGCUAAGGUCAAAUAUACGGACAUUCGUAAUUUC